UUCAGUUGACUUUGUAGACAAUAUUUCUUAACACCUAAUUAGCUAUUUUCUCAGCGGUUAUCUAAAAUCCCAUUCAACCCCGAAGCCUCUCCCGCCAAAAUCCCCCAUGCCAAGCCCAAAAGCAAGAACAUCAUUAACCCCAAAUGCCCCGCCUCACUCCUCCUCAACUCUCCGACCUCCUCCACCAAUGCAUCGCCGGAAGCCUCCUCCUUCCCGCCAAAUCCAUCCAUGCCCACAUCCUCAAAUCAUCCUUCCUCUCGUUCGACACAUUCCUCUCCAACCGCCUCGUCGAGUUCUACUCCCAGUCCAAGAACUACACCUACGCCCUCAACCUCUUCAACUCAAUCCCUAACCCCAACAUCUUCUCUUGGAACGCCAUCCUCUCUGCGUUAUCGAAAUCACGAAACUUGGAUGAUGCGUUCAAGGUGUUCGAUAGAAUGCCCGAGAGAAAUGUCGUUUCUUGGAACACUGUGAUUGGGUUGUUAUCAAAAAACGGUCACGAGAGAAAAGCGUUGGAGAUGUAUUACACGAUGAUUUUGGAAGGUUUCGUGCCAACACAUUUCACAUUUGCCAGCGUUUUGAGCGCUUGUGGGGGUUUGGAGGUGGUCACAGACGGGAGGAGGUGUCACGGGUUGAUUGUGAAGGUUGGGCUUGAGAGUAAUUUGUUUGUGGAGAAUGCGCUUAUUGGGAUGUAUAUGAAGUGUGGCUUUGUGGAGGAGGCUUUGAGGCUGUUUGAUUCUAUGGCGAACCCGAAUGAGGUGUCAUUUACUGCCAUGAUGGGGGGGUUAGUGUCGAGUGGUUCGGUUGAGGAGGCAAUGAGAUUGUUUGUGAGGAUGCAUGGGAGGGGAAUUCCUAUUGAUCCUGUUGCAGUUUCUAGCAUUUUGGGCGCUUGUGCUAGAGCAAAUGAAGAAGACCCUAGUCAUGAUGUAGAUAAGAACUUGCUAGGGCAUUCGGUUAAAGCCUUCGUGUUUAAGAAGGGUUUUGAAGCAGAUCCUCACGUGGGGAAUUCACUGAUCGACAUGUUUGCAAAGACGGGUGAAAUGGAUGAUGCUGAAAAGAUUUUCAAAUCGCUACCUGAAAUCAAUGUUGUUUCUUGGAAUGUAUUGAUCGCUGGUUAUGGGCAGAAAGGCGAUGGCAAGAAAGCUUUGGAAAUGAUAGAAUUGAUGAAAGACUCUGGAUUCGAACCUGAUGAGGUUACUUAUAUCAGUUUGCUCGGUGCUUGCACAAAGUCUGGUGAUGUUGAAACUGCUCGUAAAAUAUUUAGUAAGAUAUCGAGACCAAGUGUUAUUUCUUGGAAUGCUAUAAUUUCCAGUUACUGCCAAGAGGAAAGGUAUCAGAAGGCUAUUGAGCUGUUCAGAACCAUGCAAUAUCAGCGUGUUGCUCCUGAUCGAACCACAUUAUCUGUAAUCGUGAGCUCUUGCUCAGGAUUAGGGAAUUUAGGGUUUGGAAAAGCGAUCCAUGCUGCCUCGAUUAGGUCCAUGCUUCACUCCGACAAGUUUGUUGCUAGUAGUCUUGUUGACAUGUACUCAAAGUGUGGGCAAAUUGAAUCAGCACGACAAAUCUUUAAUAGAAUGCCCGAAAGGGAUGUUGUCUGUUGGAAUUCAAUGAUCACAGGCUUUGCGCUUCAUUCUCUUAAUAAAGAAGCUCUCUUUUUCUUCAAAUUGAUGCGAGAAGAUGGCAUGACCCCAACUGAGUUCUCAUAUGCUAGUGUGAUCAAUUCAUGUGCAAGGUUGUCUUCGUUAUCGGAAGGAAGGCAGAUACAUGCCCAAAUCACUAAAAGUGGCUAUGAUGCAGAUGUAUACGCGGGGAGCUCUCUCAUUGAUAUGUACUCCAAAUGUGGUAACGUAGACGAAGCCCAAAAGUUCUUCGAUUUCAUGCCAACAAGAAAUACUGUUUCUUGGAAUGAGAUGAUUCAUGGGUAUGCCCAAAAUGGUCUCGGAGAGAGAGCAAUCGCCUUAUUCGAGCAACUGUUAAAAGCUAAAGUGAAGCCAGAUGCUGUGACCUUCAUCUCUGUUCUAACUGCUUGUAGCCAUGGAGGCUUAGUCGAUGAAGGGAUCAAGAUCUUGGAAUCAAUGGAGAAAGAUUAUGGCAUUGAGCCAUUAGCUUAUCACUACACCUGUGUUAUAGAUUCUUUAGGCCGAGCUGGGAGGCUCGAAGAAGCUGAAGAGCUUGUCGAUAAGAUGAAGUGGAAGGAUGAUCCUAUUGUGUGGGAGGUUUUGCUUAGUUCUUGUGCAGUUCAUGGGGAUGAGAGACUGGGGAGAAGAGCAGCAGAGGUUUUGUUUAGAAUUGAUCCAAAGAAUUCAGCAUCUUAUGUGCUUUUGUCUAACAUAUAUGCAGGCUUGGGGAAGUUUAAAGAAGCUUCAGAGGUUAGACGUUUGAUGAGUGAUUGUGGGGUUGUGAAGGAUAAAGGGUAUAGUUGGAUUGAUCAGAAGAGUGGGGUGAGAGCUUUUAUGGUUGAUGACGGUGAAGGUCAAUUGUCAUAUGAUGACAAUGAUGCUUGUGUUGCUUAAUUAAAUUUGGUUGGCUGAUUUUUAAAAAGGAAAUUAUAGCCUUGUCCUUGAUUUGUUGAAGGGUAAGCAUAAAGGGACGUUGAAAUGAAAGAAAGCAGAACGUGGCGCCGGAGAUGGAGGAUUUUCAUAAUGAGUUGGGAGGUAUUGCAUAAGAAAAAUACGUUGUGACUGUAAUUAGAGCACUUUGUGCACUGAUACCCUGUUGUAUGUUAUCAAACUUUAACAAGUGAUCUUGAGUUAUUAAUGAAUUAUGUACAAGUGUAUUAA
Asparagus officinalis (garden asparagus) is the source of this 2777-nucleotide messenger RNA. RefSeq names its product pentatricopeptide repeat-containing protein At4g20770. Lineage: Eukaryota; Viridiplantae; Streptophyta; Magnoliopsida; Asparagales; Asparagaceae. Gene Ontology annotation, biological process: RNA modification. The record is from RefSeq and is a predicted model, not a curated record. The transcript has a single exon. The coding region runs from base 144 to 2510 and encodes 788 amino acids. Gene Ontology annotation, molecular function: RNA binding; protein binding.